CAGUUAUCGAAGAACGAUAGCUCCGAUAGGCUGCGUUGUGGCAACACGAGAUUCCGGUAUUGAAAUUCCGAAUUUCCUUGAAAGAUACAACCAUUGAACCGCCAGCUAUGCAUCCCGAUCUCACGGAGCGCAUUCUCCAGCAUUUGGAGACCACCGACAAGGCGGACACACUGGACCUGGCCGCACUCUUUGCCGAGGAUCACCAGAAGAUUGUGGGCUCAUUGAAGAGCAUACAGGCGCAUGGCGAACUAGUCACCGCGGAAACGGUCACCCACAAGAGUUUGGGCCUCACAGACGAGGGUCGCGCCGUCGUGGAGAAUGGCAGUCAUGAGGCACUGGUCUACGACCUAGUUCCGCCGGAGGGAAUCGCCCAGGCGGCUCUAAUGGCAGCCGGUGGCGCAAAUGCCAAAGUGGGCUUUAGCAAAGCCAUGUCGCACGGCUGGAUUUUGGUGGACAAGAGCGUCACGCCGCCGCUGGUGCGCCGCAAGGUGGACACCAUUACGGAUGUGGUGCGCAAUCAACUGCAGCAGGUGGCGCUGGGAAAGGGUGACCAGCUGCCUGCCAAGGAGGUGGCCGACUUCAAGAAACGCAAGCUCCUCCAGGAAACGACCACCAAGAGCUUCGUGCUGGCACGCGGCCCUGAAUUUGCCACCACUCUCACCAAGUUGGAGACGGAUCUCACGGUGGAAAUGCUCGCAAAUGGAUUGUGGGACCAGCUCAAGUUCAAGGCCUAUAACUUUGAUGCGUUGGGUGCACCACCAACGCGUGGACAUCUCCAUCCCUUGCUCAAAGUGCGCACUGAGUUCCGGCAGAUAUUCCUCGAGAUGGGCUUCUCAGAGAUGCCUACGAACAACUAUGUGGAAUCGUCAUUCUGGAACUUCGAUGCGCUCUAUCAGCCGCAACAGCAUCCAGCUCGCGAUGCCCACGACACCUUCUUCGUGAAUCAUCCGGCCAAAAGCCACAAGUUUCCGCAGGACUAUCUGGAGCGCGUGAAGAAGGUGCACUCUGUGGGUGGCUAUGGAUCGAAGGGUUACGGCUACGACUGGAAGCUGGAGGAGGCGCAGAAGAAUCUACUGCGCACGCAUACGACGGCCGUGAGUGCGAGGAUGCUGUACAAGCUGGCCAACCAGGAGGGCGGCUUCAAAGCAGCCAAGUACUUCAGCAUCGACAAGGUGUUCCGCAACGAAACACUGGACGCCACACAUCUGGCGGAGUUCCAUCAGGUGGAGGGCGUGAUUGCAGAUGUUGGUCUGACGCUGGGCGAUCUCAUUGGCACGCUGUACGAGUUCUUCAGAAAGCUGGGCAUCACGCAGCUUGAAUUCAAGCCGGCGUACAAUCCGUACACCGAGCCCAGCAUGGAGAUCUUCUGCUAUCACCCCGGCCUGGCCAAGUGGAUCGAGGUGGGCAACUCGGGCGUCUUCCGGCCGGAGAUGCUGCUGCCCAUGGGACUGCCGGAGAACGUGAAUGUAAUCGCCUGGGGUCUGUCGCUGGAGCGACCCACCAUGAUCAAGUACGGCAUCAACAACAUUCGCGAUUUGGUCGGACCCAAAGUGGAUCUAAAGAUGGUGGAGGAGGGCCCCAUCUGCCGGCUGGAUCAUGCUUAAUACCUUAAAAAAUCAAUAGGACCUGCGAUCAAAUUGCAUUUUUUUUCACACAUGAAUGUUCCAAAACAUAUUUAUAAAUAAAAGUUCCGCCACAG
Molecule: messenger RNA, 1699 nt
Organism: Drosophila melanogaster (fruit fly)
Lineage: Eukaryota; Metazoa; Arthropoda; Insecta; Diptera; Drosophilidae
Gene: alpha-PheRS
Product: Phenylalanyl-tRNA synthetase, alpha-subunit
Exons: 1
Coding region: 108-1604 (498 amino acids)
Biological process (GO): phenylalanyl-tRNA aminoacylation; tRNA aminoacylation
Cellular component (GO): cytoplasm
Molecular function (GO): ATP binding; nucleotide binding; aminoacyl-tRNA ligase activity
Source: RefSeq, marked reviewed